This is a messenger RNA of Rosa chinensis, 450 nucleotides long. Its product is annotated as probable metal-nicotianamine transporter YSL6. The record is from RefSeq and is a predicted model, not a curated record. The transcript has 3 exons. Gene Ontology annotation, cellular component: vacuolar membrane. Gene Ontology annotation, molecular function: oligopeptide transmembrane transporter activity. NCBI's taxonomy places the organism in Eukaryota, Viridiplantae, Streptophyta, Magnoliopsida, Rosales, Rosaceae. The coding region runs from base 16 to 435 and encodes 139 amino acids.
UCGUAUUUGGUUGCAAUGGAUGAGAGAACAUAUAAACUCAUCGGGGAGGAUUACCCUGGUAACAGGGCAGAAGAUGUUAUUAAUCCGAGCUUGUGCUGGAUGACUGGUUUCCUGGUUAUUGUCAGCUUCCUUGGACUUUUUAGUCUUGUUCCGCUUCGCAAGGUUAUGGUUAUGGAUUACAAACUUACAUACCCCAGUGGGACUGCCACAGCAAUGUUGAUCAAUAGCUUUCACACUAAAAGUGGUGCAGAGCUUGCCGGGAAGCAAGUGCAAUGUCUUGGAAAGUAUCUAAGCAUGAGUUUAAUUUGGAGUUGCUUUAAGUGGUUCUUCAGUGGUAUUGGAGAUUCAUGUGGGUUUGACAAAUUUCCUAGCCUUGAAUUGACACUUUUUAAGAACACUUUUAUGGUGAAGUUUGGUUCCUUCAUUUUGUUGUGAGCAGCUGUUUGGUUG